UCGUCGGAAGCCCAGCAGAAACGCAACCCAAUCAGUUCUCCCUCCGAGCGGGCAUCGCAUUCAUUCAUUCAAAUUAGAAAUUCACAAAAGUCGUCAGUCCCAAUAUGUCGCCAAACAGCAGCUCAGAGAAGCCGGUGAAUCCCAAUGAACACCUGGACAUACCAAAGUGGGUGAAUGAGGAAUACUUCCUGCCGAUCCUCGAAAAGGAUGUGAACGGCUUCGACAAGAUCGUCAGCUUCACACCCAUUGCAGCCACAGCUCCAGGGGAAAACUAUACUUCCGUGAUGAUCCGGGUGCACAUCGAUGCACUGCUGAAGGACGGCAGCAGGCAGAAAAUUUCCUAUAUCUUGAAGACCAUGCUGGAGUCCAGCGAGGGCGCGGAUGCCGUCAAUGCCAUGGGUCUCUUCCCCAAGGAAAAGCAAAUGUACGAAGUGCACAUACCCCAGUUUUUACAGCUCUACAAGGAGGCGGGAGUGGACAUUGAACUGGCGCCAAAGUGUCUGCUCGUCGAUCAGACGGCAGAGGCCAUCAGCCUGGUUUUUGAGGAUCUAAGCCGGCAGAAGUUCGUGAACUGCGAUCGUCUCACAGGCUUCGACAUGGAGCAUAUGCGUUGUGUACUCCGCAAGUUGGCCGAAUUCCAUGCCGCUUCGGUGCUGGUCCAUGACCUAAACGGCCCCUACGACGAGCUGUAUACCAAAUCCAUGUACAAUGAGGAGAGUCGUCCCCUAUUCGAGAAAAUGGGUGAGCUGCGUCAGGCGCAGUACAUCGCCGCCAUGCGCCAGUGGGGCCUUGAAGAUGUUGAGAAAUACAUUGAAAAGUACUGGGCUGCCGAUGAGUUUUUCGACCUGGCGCUGAGUGUGAAUGCGGUGGAUGAGAGCGACUUCAAUGUGCUGAACCAUGGUGACUGCUGGUCCAACAAUAUCAUGUUUAACUACAAGGAGAACGGGCAGGUGGACAGGACCAUCUUUGUGGACCUGCAGAUUGGAAAAUGGGGCUCUCCAGCACAGGAUCUUUGGUACUUGAUCUGCACAUCCGCCCAUCUGGACAUCAAGAUCAAGGAAUUCGAUCAUUUCAUUCAGAUCUAUCACGAACGCCUGGCAGAGUGCCUGAAGCUCUUAAAUUACUCAAAGCCCAUUCCCUUAUUGAGGGAUCUUCAUAUAAUGAUGCUAAAAUAUGGCUUCUGGGGACCCCUAACCGCCAACGGUGUAAUGGUGGCCACCCUGAUGCCCUCCGAUAAGGAUUCGAAUAUCAAUACCAUGAUGGAUCCCGGCCCAAAGGGCGAUGCCAUGCGUCUGAAAACAUUCACCAAUGUCUACUAUGUGGAGGCCAUGAAGCUAUUACUUCCAUUCCUCAAAUUGAAGGGACUUUUGAAGGACUAGUAUGUUUCUUUCUUGUUAGAGUUUAUACCUGAUAUAUUGUGAUAUUAUAUAGUAUCAUAGAAAUGUGCAAUAAAUAAGAAAUUCUAUUUAACUUAA
Messenger RNA from Drosophila persimilis, 1475 nucleotides. RefSeq lists its product as uncharacterized. The record is from RefSeq and is a predicted model, not a curated record. The transcript has 4 exons. Lineage: Eukaryota; Metazoa; Arthropoda; Insecta; Diptera; Drosophilidae. The coding region runs from base 105 to 1379 and encodes 424 amino acids.